Fusarium venenatum is the source of this 954-nucleotide messenger RNA. The record is from RefSeq and is a predicted model, not a curated record. NCBI's taxonomy places the organism in Eukaryota, Fungi, Ascomycota, Sordariomycetes, Hypocreales, Nectriaceae.
AUGAAUGGUUCCGUUUACGGCCUCUUCCCUAGCGAAGAAGAAAUGGAGUUCUAUUACCUUGGUCUACCAAGCCGUCCGACUCUUAUUGCAUGCAUACUGGGCUGCAUGAAUUGUCCUGUUUUUUGUCCAUCAUUUGGACCAAGAUGGACGAAUUUGCAACGAACCUCAGACGGCCUGUCCGACCUGCUCGCGGUCGACGUACCGAAGUUUCUGAAACGCUCAGAAUUGAACCUGAUGUCUCUGAUGGACUUUCUCGAGCUUCUCGAACAUCCGGACUACGAGACUCGUGAAAUCAUCGACCUGACCGAUGAUCGUUCUCGAUCUCCUCAAGACCGUCGUGGACAUGAUGGAGGCCAAACUCUCACUCGUACCGUCAUCGCAUCCUUCACCGACGUAGCUCGUGGCCGUGAGCCAAGCAUCCCAAUCAGAGCUCACUGCAAGCUUGUUACUGAGGGAAAGCAGAAACUAGGCGAGUGGCUUCGCCGAUCUUCCCGGGCUACAGACCACAACCUUCGUGUUACUAUCUGUGAUUUUAUUUUCACUGCUACCUUGACGCAAUCUUUAAGUACUGGUUCUCAGAGUCAUCGGUCCCUGGCGAACCCAGCCUUCGCAACCGCUCGGCCUUUGAAACAAGCAUCGAAGUUGGAGUAUUUAAAGGUUAACUUCACCUGGAAAGACCGUAACGGUGCUGGAGUCGCCUAUGAUAUCAUCUCGUUCACACCAGAUCUUGAGCAAGAAGAAAUCCACGACCGGGCUACCGCCAACUACGACCAUUACGAGCUGGAGCGCGUCAGAUCCCACAACAGCGCCAUCACUGUUGAUUGCGCUCGCCGUGCAAUCAAGGUCUGGGCUCAACGCGGCACUGAGGAUGACCCUGACAUCGACGUUCAAGAGCCUCAGGGCCUUCAGACAUGCUCAUCCGCUAGAGAUCGCGUCGAACCAGCAAAGAAAUAA